UGGAGGGAGAGGGGGGUGCGGAGCCAGCCAGGCCGCCUGUUCCCACAGCCGGGAGCUGAGCGCGCUGCCAUGGCGCUGGCCAGGCCUGGGACCCCGGCCUCCAGGCCCCUGGCCCCUCUCCUGCUGUGGCUGUUGCUCUUGGCUCCGGCCCUCGCCCUCCUGGGUGGAAUGGUGCCUUCGGAGGCCCCAAGUGUCUGUGCCUCAGCCCCGUGUGCUCCAGGGACCACGUGCCAGGCUACGGAGAAUGGCAGCUACACCUGCGGGCCCACAGAGCCCCAGGGCUGUGACACCCAGCCCUGCCACCACGGCGCUCUGUGCGUGCCCCAGGGUCCAGACCCCCACGGCUUCCGCUGCUACUGCGUGCCCGGGUUCCAGGGCCCACGCUGCGAGCUAGACAUCGAUGAGUGUGCCUCCCGGCCCUGUCACCACGGGGCCACCUGCCACAACCUGGCUGAUCGCUACGAGUGCCGCUGUCCCCUUGGCUAUGCAGGGGUGACCUGCGAGGAGGAGGUGGACGAGUGUGCCUCGGCGCCCUGUCUGCACGGCGGCUCGUGCCUGGACGGCGUGGGCUCCUACCGCUGCGUGUGCGCGCCAGGCUAUGGGGGCGCCAGCUGCCAGCUGGACCUGGACGAGUGCCAGAGCCAGCCGUGCGCGCACGGGGGCGAGUGCCACGACCUGGUCAACGGGUUCCGGUGCGACUGUGCGGACACGGGCUACGAGGGCGCGCGCUGCGAGCAGGAGGUACUGGAGUGCGAGUCGGCGCCCUGCGCGAACAACGCGUCCUGCCUCGAGGGCCUCGGGAGCUUCCGCUGCCUCUGCUGGCCAGGCUACAGCGGCCCGCAGUGCGAGGUGGAUGAGGAUGAGUGCGAGUCGGGCCCCUGCCAGCACGGGGGGCAGUGCCUGCAGCGCUCAGACCCGGCGCUCUACGGAGGCGCCCAGGCCACCUUCCCCGGCACCUUCAGCUUCCGCCACGCUGCCGGCUUCCUGUGCCGCUGCCCUCCCGGCUUUGAGGGGGACGAAUGUGGUGUGGAUGUGGACGAGUGUGCCUCACAGCCAUGCCUCCAUGGUGGCCGCUGCCAGGACCUGCCCAACGGCUUCCAGUGCCACUGUCCAGAUGGCUACACAGGCCUGGCAUGUCAGGAAGAUGUGGACGAAUGCCUGUCGGAGCCCUGCCUCCAUGGCGGGACGUGUGACGACACUGUGGCAGGCUAUGUCUGCCGGUGCCCAGAGGCCUGGGGUGGGCAUGACUGUUCCGUGCAGCUCACCGGCUGCCAGGGUCACACUUGCCCACCUGCUGCCACCUGCAUCCCCAUCUUCAAGGCCGAGGUCCACAGUUACGCCUGCCACUGCCCACCUGGUACUCACGGACCUUUCUGUGGCCAGAAUACCACCUUCUCUGUGGUGGCCGGGAGCCCUGUGCAGACAUCCGUGCCAGCUGGCGGCCCCCGGGGUCUGGCACUGAGGUUUCGCACCACACUACCUGCGGGUGCCUUGGCCGCUCGCACUGACGCCCAGGAUAGCUUGGAGCUGGCACUGGCAGGGGGCACACUUCAGGCCACCCUCUGGAGCCACGGCAACACCACUGCGCUAACGCUGAAGCUGCCGGACUUGGCUUUAAAUGAUGGUCACUGGCACAAAGUGGAGGUUUCAUUGCGCCUGGGGGUCCUGGAGCUGCAGCUCUGGCAUGAGGACUGCCCUGCCCGGCUCUGUGUGGCCUCUAGUCCUGUGGCCCCAGCUCCCGGGACUUCUGAAGCGCCGACGCCUGCCAGGUUCUGCUCUGCCCAGCUGGGCGGCACAGCCUUUGAAGGCUGCCUCGAGGACGUGUACGUGGAUGGACACCUCCUGUUGCCCGAGGACCUUGGCGAGAAUGUCCUCCUGGGCUGCGAGCGCCGUGAACAGUGCCAGCCUCCACCCUGUGCCCACGGAGGGGUCUGCGUGGACAUGUGGACUCGCUUCCUCUGCAAAUGCCCCCGGCCCUAUAGCGGUCCUACCUGCGCUGAUGAGGUUCCUGCUGCCACCUUUGGCUUGGGGGGCACCCUGAGCUCUGCCUCCUUCCUGCUCCGCCAGCUGCCAGGCCCCAACCUCACCAUGUCCUUUCUCCUCCGUACUCGGGAACCCGCUGGCCUGCUGCUCCAACUUGCCAACGACUCAGUAGCUGGGCUAACAGUAUUCCUCAGUGAGGGCCAGAUCCAGGCCGAGGUGCUGGGCAGUCCUACUCUCGUGCUUCCUGGGCGCUGGGACGAUGGGCUCCGCCACCUGGUGACGCUCAGCUUCGGGCCUGACCAGCUGCAGGGCUUGGGGCAGCAGGUGCACGUGGGUGGAAGGCUCCUCCCUGCUGACGCCCAGCCCUGGGGUGGGCCCUUCCGAGGCUGCCUCCAGGACCUGAGACUCAAUGACCUCCACCUCCCGUUCUUUCCGCUGCUGCUGGGGAACUCAAGCCAGCCCAGCGAGCUGGGCAGCAGGCAGUCCCGGAACCUCACCAUGGGCUGCGUCUCCGAGGACACGUGCAGUCCUGACCCCUGUCUCAAUGGUGGCAUUUGUCUCGUCACCUGGAAUGACUUCCACUGCACCUGCCCUGUCAACUUCACGGGGCCAACAUGUGCCCAGCAACUGUGGUGUCCUGGCCAGCCCUGCCUCCCGCCUGCCACCUGUGAGGAGGUCCCCGAUGGCUUUGUCUGUGUGGGUGAAGCCACCUUCCGUGAGGGCCCCGCGGCCACCUUCAGCGGGCACAACGCGUCGUCACGGCUGUCGCUCAGUGGCCUGUCGCUGGCCUUUCGCACACGCGACUCCGAGGCCGGGCUGCUGCGCGCCACCGCGGGCGCCCACGCGGCCGUCUGGCUGGCCAUCCGCAACGGCUCGCUGGCGGCCAGCAUGCGCAGCGGCCGAGGCCUGCCCGGGGCAGUGCUGCCGGAGUCCGGGCCGCGCGUGGCCGACGGCGCCUGGCACCGCGUGCGCCUGGCCAUGGAGCACCCGGGGGCCGCCGCGUCGCGCUGGCUGCUCUGGCUGGACGGGGCGACCGUGCCCGCCGCGCUGCGCGGCCUGGCCGGUGACCUGGGCUUCCUGCGCGGCCCCGGCGCCGCCCGCUUGCUGCUGGCGGAGAACUUCACCGGCUGCCUGGGUCGCGUGGCUGUCGGCGGCCUCCCGCUGCCCCUGGCGCGCCCGCGACCCGGCGCAGCCCCCGGCUCCCGAGAGCACUUCUCAGCCUGGCCCGGGACACCGGUCCCACGCCUCGGCUGCCACGGCGCACGCGUGUGUGUCCCUUCGCCCUGCCUGCACGGCGGCAGCUGCCGCGACCUCUUUGACGCCUUCGCCUGCUCCUGUGUCCCGGGCUGGGAGGGCCUGCGCUGCGAUGCCCGCGCGGACCCGUGUCGCUCGGCACCCUGUGCUCGUGGCCGCUGCCAUUCGCGCCCUGACGGCCGCUUCGAGUGCCGCUGCCCGCCUGGCUUCGUGGGCCCGCGCUGCAGGUCACCUGUCGUGCCGGAGGAAUGCAGCCUGAACUUCACCUGCCUCAACGGUGGCCCCUGUGAGGGUGGGCCCCAGGGGACCAACUGCAGCUGCCAGGAGGGCUUUGGUGGCCAGAGGUGUCAGGUCCCCUGCAAGGUCAACCCCUGCGUGAACGGCGGCACGUGCCGGGCUGCGGGUGGGCUGUAUGAGUGCAUCUGCAGUGCCAGAUUCUCGGGCCGGUUCUGCGAAGUGGUGAAGGGCCUGCCGCUGCCCCUGCCGUUCCCGCUGCUGGAGGUGGCCGUGCCCGCGGCCUGCGCCUGCCUCCUCCUCCUCCUCCUGGGCCUUCUCUCAGGGAUCCUGGCAGCCAGGAAGCGCCGCCAGUCCGAGGGCACCUACAGCCCCAGCCAGCAGGAGGUGGCCGGAGCCCGGCUGGAGAUGGACAGCGUCCUCAAGGUGCCGCCGGAGGAGAGACUCAUCUAGGCCUGCCUGGCUGCCAGCUCCGGCACUCAGGAGCUCCCAGGCGAUUUCCACCCGAGGCCCCCAGGUGGCCGUGGCCGGUGGCCGGCCUCCUCCCGCAGCAGCGGGGCCCAGGACAUCUGGUGGCCAAGCGUCCCCUUCGCCGGCAGCCCCUGCCUCCGCCCCGUUGUGGACAGGAGAGGGGAGCACUCAGGGAAGCAGACGGGGGACCUGGCAAGGCCGUGGACUUCCCGCCGGACCUGCGGGCUCUUGCCUCCGGAAGCCCACAGCUGUGCAGGGGGGCACAUGGGGGCACCCACUGUGCGUUCGGGAGUGUAUGUGAGCACGUCCCCGGGGCCUGCUAACCUUCAGAAACUGGAACGGACUCGUGGGCACAUCCGAGUCUCUGCUGGGUGUGCCUGUCACAGGGUCGUGGGUGCAGGUGAUCCCGUGGAGGGGCGGCUGGGCUGGCGGGGGGGCUACCCUCUCCAGCCCCGGGGCAGGCGUAGGGCCUGCUCUCAAGGCAGCCUGGUCAGAGCUAGCCCAAGGACCAAAGCGCCCCAGCUCUGGGAGCUUCUCCAGCUCUGGAGGCCGACCCCAUUCUGGAGGCAGCUGGGAAACUGGGUGGGGGUGGGGAGGUCAUGAGCGAGUGGCCCCAGAGACAGGAUGCGCGGGAACCCGGGCCGUGUGCAGGGCAGACCUGCGGGAGCGGAGGGCCAGCUGCCCCGAGCUGUCGCACCUUGCCGCUGGGGGGCCGGCUGCGGGGGGGGGGGGGGGGAGUCUGGGCCUACCUCACCGGGCGGCUGUGAGGCUCAGUGACGGUAAACGGGGCAGGAGCUCCAGGCCUUAUCUGUUGCCAGGCUCUCUGGGUCGCCCUUUGAGGUUUCAGGAAAGGCUGUCAGCCUGGAGCUGAGCAGGCAGGGGAAGAGGCUUUCCUGGGGGCGCGGCAAGAAGGCCAGAGGAGGAAGGAGCAAAGCCUUUGUCCCUGCUCCUCCAGCCCGGACACCUCUCUCCAUGGCUGUGUAUGUAUCGGGGGGUGGCGGGGUGGGAUUCAGGACUCGGAGAAGCCCUCUGAGUCGUUUGCUGAACUCAGCAAAUGUUGGCGCUGCCUCUGGGCCUGGGCUGGUCCUGCAGACACAGACACAGACGCACAGGAGAAAUCCGCUUUGCUUCUCGGCCCUUCCCUGGCAAUGCCAUCGCACCGACCCCAGAGGGGCACCCCCAGCCCAAGUGGCUGGCCUCCUCCUACUUUCAGGAAGUCCCAUGCCCUCCCAUCCUUCCGCUUUCCCAGGCCAGUGCCCCCUGUGCCAAGGCCAGGAGGCCCCUUUCCACUUCGAGUUGACUUUCCCCAGCUCCCCUCAGGGUCUCACCAGCUUCCAGAGGCCCAGGCGUGAAGCCUGAAGUAGAGCCAUGUGGCGGCGGGGGCUAAGGGAGCACGCGGGUGGUCGGGACCGAGGCGUUCGGCCGAGGCCGGGACCGAGUGCCCUGAACGCUGGGGUAAGGGGCUUGCUUCGUCCUUAUCCUGUAAGAGGUGGUGCCUUUCCCCCAACUCUCUCCAGCAUGAUCUGGUACCAGCAACUUAGCCACAGGCUGGCACCUUGGUUAUUUUAUUAAAUCAGGGAUUUGGCAAACCUGUAUUCUUGCAGACUCCUCUAAGGCACGUGAAACCCCAAUAAAUAAAAGUGCCACUUUUGGGGGAGCCCUAGUUGUCCUCUUUUGCUCCUAAGGGCUGUGGCAUCUGUCCUUUUCAAGGGCAGCCAGGGGAGGGGAGCAUGGCCAGAUGAUGGGCUGAUGAGGGGCACCUGGGGGUGUUGAACCCCGACUCGGGGGGGCUUGGUCCAGCUCUCCCAACACAAACACCCCACAGAGGUGCGGGUUCUAAAGCUCUGCCCUUACUAAUGAGAGAUCUGUGGGGCUGAAUUUCCUGCUGUUCUCUUGCUUGAACUUGUUCCCUGGAGUCCGGGAGCACUCAGCGCCGUUGGUGACCGGCAGCCCUGCUCCACGGACCCGCCAAGCCUGCAAGUGCCUGUGACCAGCUCCUGCCCCCGCCUCCCCCCGCACCCCCUACCCCGCUGCCCUGCUUGGGACAGGGAAGGGCCUGGGCUCACAGGCUCAAAUGGAACAAGCUGGGGUGUGGGCUAGGGGCCAAAUCCUUCUCUGACUGCUCUAAACCCUCCCCUUUCCCCAGAGCUUCCUCAGGACGCAGGGAUACCAACCUUCUCCCCAAGAUGAUUUUAUUGAAUGUACACACAACAUUCAUCCUUGGGUGCGAAUUCAAUCCAGCAAGUGAAGAGAAGACAAUGCUCCUGGGACACGGAGGGCUCGCCACCAGCCCCCAGCACAGCCGGGGAGACAGGCCAUGGGUGGGCUCUGCUUCCCCGGGGCCCCACCAUACCUCUGGUCCCAUUCCCUGUCUACAGGGGUGGGGUGGGGUGGGGAGGUUUCUCUUCCCCAGCUGGGCUCAGGGGUCUGCCCAGGAUGGGUGGGCAGAUCUGGAACUUGUCUUGAAACACCUGAGAGGCCUGGGGGUGCCCGCGUGCCCAGACACCCCCCGGCUCCCCACGCCACCUCAGCAGCCAGAGAGGCCUCCAGGACUGAGAGCCACUUGCCCAAGGGGGCUGUGUCGGACUCAGGCAGGGGCACUGUGCUGGGCCAGCAGCUCCUCACAUCCCCAUGCCCGAGAACCUCAGGGCCCGCCCUCCAGGCCUCAGGGUCCCUCAGACGGGGACAAAGCUCCCCGGGGCUAGAGGGGCCUCUGGGGGCCCCCUUGCCCUGUCAGACACCUCUGAGACUGUGUGUCUGACCACUCACAAAUAGGAAAUGAGAAAUCAGGUCAAAAUGCUCACAAUUUCCUGCAUGUCUCAGAUGGUUGUUUUCUUACAUAGUUGGGCUGUAUUUUAACUCGGUUUAUUGAAACUAGUCAAUUUUAAGAUUCAUCAAAUCAAUAACGUAAAAAGGAAAAGAUAGAUAAAAGAAACAAUAACAAAA
Messenger RNA from Mustela lutreola (European mink), 6888 nucleotides. RefSeq names its product crumbs cell polarity complex component 2 (gene CRB2). Gene Ontology annotation, cellular component: plasma membrane; protein-containing complex. Gene Ontology annotation, molecular function: calcium ion binding. The transcript is spliced from 13 exons. NCBI's taxonomy places the organism in Eukaryota, Metazoa, Chordata, Mammalia, Carnivora, Mustelidae. Bases 70 to 3924 code for a protein of 1284 amino acids. Gene Ontology annotation, biological process: heterophilic cell-cell adhesion; establishment or maintenance of epithelial cell apical/basal polarity. The record is from RefSeq and is a predicted model, not a curated record.